Messenger RNA from Uloborus diversus, 716 nucleotides. RefSeq names its product dynein regulatory complex protein 8-like. NCBI's taxonomy places the organism in Eukaryota, Metazoa, Arthropoda, Arachnida, Araneae, Uloboridae. The record is from RefSeq and is a predicted model, not a curated record. The coding region runs from base 170 to 712 and encodes 180 amino acids. The transcript is spliced from 7 exons. Gene Ontology annotation, molecular function: calcium ion binding.
AGAGUAUAAGAGCUGCUAUUUCUUUCAAAAUACUACGUUGUGCCGAAAAUUACCGAUGUUUUGUAUUUAUAUUUAUUUUGACCAAACAAUAAAUUGGUUUUCACAGGAUACCGCGUUAUUUUUUUAAGAAUCAACCGCCUUGAAAGAAGAAACUAUAGAAAUUAAUAGAAUGCCUUUUUCUGGAGUUGGAAACAGUCCUUUCGAGCAGUAUAACAAGGAGCAGAUAGCUGCCGCUUUUGAAAUUUUUGACGAGGAUAAAAAAGGAAAGGCGAAGACAAAAAAUCUUGGUACCAUUUUGGCUAUAUUAGGAAGAGUAAUAUCGAAUAAAGAUUUAGAAGAACUAAUAAUAAAAGUUGAAGAUAAUAAAACUUUAGGAUACAUGACACUGGAUAAACUUCAACCUGUUGUUUUGGAUAUUUUGAUGAAAGACAAAUUUAAAUCCUCGACGAGAGAAGAGCUUGUUUCAGCAUUCCGGUCAAUAGAUCGAGAAAGGAGAGGGUAUUUAGAUCCUGAUUCUCUGAAAAACUUUCUACUGGAGUACGGAGAACCUCUUGACGAUGAAAUAGAACACUUUUUUGAAUUUGCCAUUGAUCAAAAAUCAAAGAGAAUACAUUAUAAAGAUAUUUGUGAAAAUCUUGUUGCCCCUCAUGUGUUUGAUAUUGUAGAAAAUAGAAGUAAACUGAGGAAAGAACUGUCUCGUGAGCAUGUAUGAACAA